Messenger RNA from Medioppia subpectinata, 544 nucleotides. The record is from the annotation of a GenBank genome assembly. NCBI's taxonomy places the organism in Eukaryota, Metazoa, Arthropoda, Arachnida, Sarcoptiformes, Oppiidae.
UGUAUUGCUCCGAAAGUAAACACAUGUCAGACAACAACACAAACACUUUGAUUGCCGUGAAAUGAGUUCCCAAUUAUUGUGUCAAUUGGUGUCCAAAUGGGCGACAAUUGGCCACAAAUGCAAUGUUUUGUCGCAAUCCGUGAGACAUAAGUCUAUUAUCAGAAGAUGUGGUUAUAAAGAGCCGCCAGAGUUCAAGAAGAAGGACAUCCGCUACCAGACGAGCACUGCUCACCGCACAAAACUGAUGACCUGGGAGGAUUAUCAGAUGCGCAAAUGGAAAGCCGAUCACUGGAACAAACCAUUGGUGUCUUGGAGGGCGCGUAUGGACUUCGCCGAGAAUAUGGUCCGAUUGGGUAUGUCUUCGAAGUCGAUCGAGAAGAUAACGGAUCUGCACCCGCAUUGUGUCCAAUAUCUGGAGCGCAAGAAUAGCGGUAACGUUGAGCUUUUGAGGGAAGCCGAGUACAGCAACUUCGUUAACCACCAUCCCGGCAGCUAUUGACCACCACAUACACACACUGUAUCCCCCAAUUCAUACCUUUUAUCC